Messenger RNA from Pseudomassariella vexata, 981 nucleotides. RefSeq lists its product as uncharacterized. The transcript has 2 exons. The coding region runs from base 1 to 981 and encodes 326 amino acids. The record is from RefSeq and is a predicted model, not a curated record. Lineage: Eukaryota; Fungi; Ascomycota; Sordariomycetes; Amphisphaeriales; Pseudomassariaceae.
AUGCAUGGCUUCACACGUACUUCGCAGCACCAGGCGGACGCUGCAAUCCAGAACAGUCAGAAUGCAGUCAGGUAUUCGGCCUUCAGUAUCAUGAGUCGCCACGAACUCCUUGAUCCGGAUAGGUCUGCGACGGCGCAGGACGUGACCAAUUCCCUUUCUGAAUCAGCAAAGCAUGUCUACCUCAGUCAUCGAAACGGUUUUAUCUUGCUAUCACGUUUAAUACCUGCAGACGAGGCUUUCGGCGCCAAACUGAAGGUCCACCUUUUCAUGUUUAGAAGCUGGACCGAAGGGAACAUACCCAGUGUAUCGGCCUGGCCUUUCGAAAAAGUGGCCCCUUCCAUGUCGGCAAAGGCACUAACAGAUAUCCCCGACAUCCUGGAUUUAUUCCCCGAAUUGCGAGAGGGUAACAAGAAAUGGUUCGCACCUGGAUGUAGCAUGAAGGAUAUAUAUGGUAUGGCGCCCGCGCUGAGGUGGAACUGGGAUGUGUCCGCUCGCUAUGCAGAGGUGGAGGACGUUGGUUUGGAGGCCAAGUACCGGGACGCGAUGGUGCUGCAUGGAAGCUCGAGUGGAGUUCCAAUAGAUACACUUAAUCAACUUGCCACGAAGUUAGACAGGGGUGAUCUCUUACCUACUCAUGGUUCAGAUGGGGGAGCUUGGGUGUUGCGGAAUCUUGAUGCACGUGAGGUGGUGCAGUUCAAGGCAAUUAAGGAUGAGGAGGGCUGUAUGAGGGUGUAUGUAGAGGAUCACUCGUGGUUGACUAUUGACUAUGUUAUCAUGAUGCGAAUAUUAUGGCAGGGCGGCUUCCACGAAGACUGGCAUACGACAAAGGUAGCCUGGUCGAAAGAGGGGACAUGGGCUGGCCAUCGGUUUGAUAUCGUCGAGGCUGGAGGCUUGGUGACUGAGAGUAGCUGGAGAGACGUCACUGAAGAUUUGACUAAGGAGGCCGAAGAAUUGAGGACUUGGAUCUUAGCUGAAUCGUAG